This is a messenger RNA of Diachasma alloeum, 4249 nucleotides long. Its product is annotated as protein artichoke. The coding region runs from base 16 to 3879 and encodes 1287 amino acids. The transcript is spliced from 5 exons. The record is from RefSeq and is a predicted model, not a curated record. Gene Ontology annotation, molecular function: protein binding. NCBI's taxonomy places the organism in Eukaryota, Metazoa, Arthropoda, Insecta, Hymenoptera, Braconidae.
CCCCGCUACCUCAGGAUGGAUUGCGAUCGAGUGAUCUUCACACGAGAAAAUAUCGAGCUACUCCGAGAUCAGUCAAUUAUUUCAAUCACACGGAGGAACGUGGGUUACCACAAAUUACCAGAGGAUCUUUUGAAUGCAGGUCUGGAACUCGAGAAACUGGAUCUCACCGGUAAUUCGAUCCAUCGACUGAUGGAUCGACACUUGAAGGCGCAAAGUGGUCUCAAGGAAUUGAAGCUUGGAGAAAAUCACCUAGGAAAUAAUUUGAACCCGAUAUUUUCUAGUAAUGAGUUUAGAGAGCUGAAAGAAUUGCGACUGCUUGAUCUUCAUGGGAAUGGACUCAUGAGCAUCGAGGAGGGAAUUUUUAAAGGAUGUCUGGAACUCGAGGAGCUGUAUUUAGAUGAUAAUAACUUGGUGUCUGUACCAGCAAACUCUUUGAAAGGCCCCAGAGCUAUCCGGAUCCUUUCACUGUCGGGGAAUAAUAUUGGGUCUUUAUCAAGAGGUGCUUUUGGAACUCUUGGAGAGUCUCUCAUCCGAAUUGAUUUAAGUCGUAAUGAGCUCUCUCACAUGGAAGACAACGCACUGAUCGGUUUACACAACAUGCUUUUCUUCAAUCUCUCCCGCAACGAUCUCACUCGCUUCAAUAGUGAUGUCUUCAAGGGUGCUUACAACUUGUUGCAGUUGGAUCUGUCUAUGAACUUUCUCCAGAAUUUUCCGAGUGAUGCACUGAGAUAUCUAGAGAGAUUGAAAUUUCUCAAUAUUUCCAAUAACUUAAUCACUGAAAUCGAGAGGAAUCACUUAUCUGGUCUGACAGAGCUGCAAGUCUUGGAUCUGAGCAAGAACAAUAUAGGACGACUUGGAAUGAACACAUUCUCUAAUUUGACCGCUCUCACACGUUUGGAUUUGUCUUUGAAUGCACUCAGAACGAUAGAAGAAUCAGCAUUUGAGCAUCUAGUCAACUUGAAGUGGCUGUCUCUACAGGACAACAACAUUCUUCUGGUCCCGACAUCCGCAAUGGGUCAUCUGCCCUCUUUAACCCAUCUACACGUAGACUUUAAUCGUAUUGCAGCUCUCUCCAACGACCUUCUGCGAUCUGUUGCUCCCACUCUGGUAUCCCUCUCUGUCACUCGUAAUCUGGUCCGGGAGAUUCCCGCACGAAUGUUCCUCAAUUUCGACAAACUCGUCAACAUUGAACUCUCCGGCAAUAUGCUCUCCUCCGUCACUCAACAGACUUUUGCCGGUCGUGAGGAUACUCUCCUGCAUCUCGACCUCUCCAAUAAUAGACUAGUCUCUAUCGCACGCUUAUCAUUACGCAAUCUCCUAUCACUGAAUUUGGCAUCGAAUCAUCUGAAGCAUUUAUCAGCAGAAACCGUAGGAUCAUUACCGAAAUUGAAGCAUCUGAACAUCAGUAAUAAUCCUCUUCAUAGUGCUUUUCCACCUGUCUUUCCCCCUUCCCUCGUCACUUUGGACGCAUCACGAACGGGCCUAAAAAUUCUCCCCCCAAUUCUCCUAGACAAACUCGCUGCUCUAAGCAAAGUCAUCCUCUCGCACAAUCAUCUUCAAGAACUCGGCGAAAGGACCUUCCAACAUCUUUACAACCUCACAACUAUAGAUCUAUCCUACAACGUUAUUGAGCGUAUAGAAAAUUCAGCUUUUGUUGGCCUCGUGAACCUCUAUGAACUUCAUCUGCAAGGUAAUCGUCUAGCAUCAUUUGCAGGGGAGUUCUUUGAUACCGGAACCGGCCUCGAAAUCAUUGAUCUCUCGGACAAUGCGAUUACCUAUAUCUCUCCUACAACCUUCAUAAUUCACCCGAGGCUAAGAGAACUUCGCUUGAGUGGCAAUCGAUUCAACAGGUUCCCCAGUGAAUUCAUUAAGAACCUUCACUUCCUUGAGUCCAUCGACUUAUCAAGGAACUCUUUGAGAAACGUUGGAGAGUUCGCCUUUUCUCAAAUCGGGCGACUUCGAGAAUUGGAUUUAUCAAGAAAUCGAAUUGAGUCUAUCGAUGAAUUGGCAUUCCACAACUCUACGCAACUUCAAGUCAUCAAUUUAUCGGAAAAUGUAUUGGAGAUUAUGAGUGAGAGAACAAUGGAAGGACUCCUGAGAUUGGAUUAUCUGAAUCUCCAAAAUAACAAACUCAAAACUCUUCCAGACACGAUCUUCGAUCCCUCGAGAAUAAAGAGCGUCGAGAGAAUUGAUUUAUCUAGAAAUAGAUUUCACGAGAUUCCAAUCAGAAGCCUUCAACGACAGUCGAACUCAUUGAAUCACUUAAACAUGUCCAAAAACAGAGUGGCUGAAGUUUUUACUCAAGAAGUGAUAAAUACACUGAAAGAUCUGGAUUUGUCCCAUAAUUCGCUAAGUGAGAAUGCUAUCCGAGGAAUCCUGGGUGAAGCUAAGAUCCUUCGAACCUUGAACCUCGCUUACACAGGCGUCAGGAAUGUCACCCGGUUGGAGAUGCCAUUCCUCAAAUCCCUAAAUUUAUCUGGAAACGAAGUUACAGAAAUCAAACCGUCGGUAUUGGAACGAGCAACGUUGCUGGAAAGUUUGGACCUUUCUUACAACAAUAUAGAAGAUUUUACGAAUCUCGCUAUCACUUACAGAACACUCCCCGCUCUCAGACACCUCGAUGUCUCGGGGAACAAAGCGAGAAACCUUAACGAGACGUCGUUCGAUGGGCUUGAACGUCUUCGAUCAUUGAAGAUGUUCUCUCUACUCCAAAUCACGAGGAUCGAGAAAGCCGCCUUUAAGUCGCUCAGUAAACUUCGAAUUUUAUCGGCCUAUGAUUAUCCUCGUCUUGGGUACUUUGACGUCCAGGGAGUCCUCAAGGAUAUGCAAAACCUUGAAACUCUGGACAUUGAAAUCAAGGAUUCGUCAGUUGGGAAUGAUCUCUUAUCCAUUCGUUCGCAUCCUCGUCUGCGAGAAUUAACACUGCGGGGCGAUCGGCUGAAGACCGUACAAUCAAGCGCUCUAGUCGGAGUCAGGUCAUCGCAUUUAAACCUUGCAUUCAAGAACUCUUCUGUUGAUAAUCUUCCAGCCGCAUUAUUUUUCCCGGUGCCCAGGUUGACCCAAGUUAAUUUGGACAUCUCUGGAAGCAAGUUUACAACUAUAUCUCCUGCGUUGCUCAUAGCACUAGAUGAGCGAAGCGGAAUGGUAAAAAUCAAAGGCUUAGAGUCGAACCCCAUCAUUUGCGAUUGUGGGGCUAAGCACUUGUGGAGGUGGUUGCGAAUGUCUAUCGAUGAAUUCAGUGGCAGGUGUUCGGCUCCAGAGCAUUUGGUUGGCAGAUUCUUGAUAGAUUUAACAGAGGAGAUGUUAUCAUGUGAGAGGACGACUUCAACGAAGAUGCAGACGACAGAGACAAGCCCAUCAACAAGGAUUACGCUUUCUUCCGAGCCUGAGAUUAUUUGGACGGUCGCUCCAACGACCGGAGAAACCCGAAAUAAGAAUUAUCCCGAUGUAGGAACCUCGAGUUCCUCGAACACCGAUGAUACCCUAAUCAUUGGAAUUAUUGGUGGGGUUGUUGCGUUUAUUGCCAUUGUCAUCAUCAUCAUCUGUAUCUGCAGGAUAAGGUGGUCCGGCCAAACUAAUGAUGCCAGAAUGGCUGGGAUGGCCUCAAGCAUCCAUGAAGCUGCCAUCAUGAGACCGGCAAGUGUUUACUCCGGAAAGAUGAAUCAUGAAGCAUUCGUUGGUUCGUAUAAUGGAUCCACUUUGGGACAUGGGGGCAAUGGAAGUGUGACGCCGGUGCAGAUGAUGCCAUUUGUGCAGCCAGUGCACGUCAUACAUUCGAUGCAUGGUACUCCUCCACAACCCAUCUAUGGGUAUUACGGAGGUGAUGGUGCUCCUGUUCCUGUGUACAUGUGUACUCCUGAUGACAAAUUCACUCGAUAGUUCAGGACUGAAGGAACAAAGUUUUUUCUAUUACUGUUGCAUUUACUUUUUCAAUUUAAAUCUGUACAUAUACGUAUAAUAGUUUAUUUAUGUAAUGAUUGUUCAGAUUUUAGAUGCGUAUUUAAGAAGAUUUCCAUUUUAUAACUGUGUUGUGUUUCUCCAAUUACCAGACUAGUUUUUCCUACUAUAUGUUUAACCUCUCACGUACGGCAUCGAUCCAUAUAUCGACCCAUAAACUUGUCCUAUCAGCCGGAGUCAGUGCAUGGUAUCGACACUUUCCGUCCACAGUAACAAAUCAGUUUUUUGAAUUCUAAUAGAUAUACUGACAUUUGGAAAAUAUAUUUGGAAAGUCAAUGGAAUGAUCUCUACA